Molecule: messenger RNA, 782 nt
Organism: Syngnathus acus (greater pipefish)
Lineage: Eukaryota; Metazoa; Chordata; Actinopteri; Syngnathiformes; Syngnathidae
Product: lactadherin-like
Exons: 7
Coding region: 21-662 (213 amino acids)
Source: RefSeq, a predicted model, not a curated record
UCGUCCCUCGCUACAGGAAAAUGUGCAACAGCCAGCAAAAAUGCCACAUUGAGGUUUUGGAGGACAAGUCCUGCCCUGCCCCCUCCAAAUAUCUGCAGAUGGUCUAUAGCUGUGAACAGAAAGUGUGUCUCGACAGUCUGGGCAUCUCCGACGGCAGCGUCGCAGACUCUUCCUUCAAAGCCUCCUCCUCAAUGGAAGACGCCACCCCAGAUAAAGCCCGCCUCAACGGGGAGUCCUGCUGGAAGCCGUCAAGAAAUGCCCUCGGCAGCUGGAUCCUGGUGAACCUCGGCUACACGAGAAAGGUGACUGCGAUCGUGACCCAGGGCUGUAAUAGCACCGAUACUCGCUCCUGGGACAUCCCACUUGAGAUGAGACUGAGCGUUAAUAGGAAGAAGUGGACCAAACACCCGGACGGGAAGUUCAUCGGCGGUGGGACUCAUCUGCUUGAGACGCCCGCGUUCGCUCAGUACGUCCUCAUCCUGCCGCUGGAGAAUCGUCCAGAAUUUGGCCUCCGCUUCGACAUCUUGGGAUGCCCACAUGAGGAUAAGACCACCUGUGCCAGAAAGUUCAACAGCCUCCGCAUCACCGAUUGGAUGACGUGUGUCGUGGUUUCGGUGCCGAACUGGUGUCCAUCCGCAGCGAGAUGGAGCAGGCGUCAGUGAAAAAUGUCUCCCACCUUGAAACCAGCGACAUGUGGACCGGACUGAACGACCUGGCGCUUCCCGGCACGUUGGUGUGGUCGGACCGCCACGAAGUGACCUUCACCCACUGGGCCGCGGGAG